Molecule: messenger RNA, 1848 nt
Organism: Aspergillus mulundensis
Lineage: Eukaryota; Fungi; Ascomycota; Eurotiomycetes; Eurotiales; Aspergillaceae
Product: sugar porter family MFS transporter
Exons: 8
Coding region: 1-1848 (615 amino acids)
Biological process (GO): transmembrane transport
Cellular component (GO): membrane
Molecular function (GO): myo-inositol:proton symporter activity
Source: RefSeq, a predicted model, not a curated record
AUGCGAGAAAAGGAGGAGAUUGACGUUGAGGCCCCAGGCCAGCACUCCUACCAUGUUGAGUCCUCGUCCAGCUCCAGCGGCCAAGGCAGAGACGGCGACGUUGCCCGAGAAUGGGCCAACGAAAAGAAACAACCUGAUGAAGAGGCAGCCCUGAAGACAAAACUGCACAACCCCUUGGCCGUCUUCACACGCGAGCAGCUGCUCAAGGAUGUCGAGCGGUUUGCCAGGGAGAAAGACCUGGAGCAUAUCCUGCCUGACCUCAGAAAGGGGGCUCUUGUCGCCCAGGACCCGAGGAUCUUCGAAGACCUGCCCGAGUUGACGGAGGAAGACAAAAACAUCCUCCGACGCGAGAAGACGCACCGGUGGCAUCAGCCGUUUAUGAUGUACUUCAUGACUAUCCUCUGCGCCGGAAGUGCCAUUGUGCAAGGAAUGGAUCAGACGGCCGUCAACGGAGCCCAGGAGUUCUACUUCCCCGAGUUCGGCGUCACCAACAGAUGGCUGCAAGGCCUUAUCAACGGCGCCCCCUACCUCUGCUCGUGCCUGGUCGGGUGCUGGACAACCGCCCCCCUGAACCGGUACUUCGGCCGUCGAGGCUGCAUCUUCAUCUCGUGCUUUAUCUCCUUCGCCGCCACGUUCUGGAUGUGCGCUGCUCACACGUGGUGGAACUUACUGCUCGGCCGUUUCUUCCUGGGCCUCGCUGUCGGUGCAAAGUCCACUACAACCCCGGUCUACGCCGCCGAGUGCGCUCCAACCGCUAUCCGUGGUGCUCUCGCCAUGCAGUGGCAGACCUGGACCGCGUUUGGGAUUAUGUUGGGCUACAUCUCAUCCGUGGCCUUCAUGAACGUCAGCAGCGACAGCCUGCAGGGUCUGAACUGGCGCUUGAUGUUCGGCGUCACCGCCAUCCCACCGAUGAUCGUCUGCGCACAGGUCUACUUCUGCCCGGAGUCCCCGCGCUGGUACAUGAUCCGGAACCGCUACCACUCCGCCUACGACGCCCUGGUCAAGCUACGUCCUUCCAAGCUCCAGGCCGCCCGCGACCUCUACUACAUCCACGCCGCCCUGCAAGUCGAAGAGAAGCUCCGCGCGGGCAAGCACCUCUGGCUGGAAAUGUUCACAAUCCCUCGGAAUCGACGGGCCGCGCAGUCUUCCUUCUUCGUCAUGUUCAUGCAGCAGUUCUGCGGCGUCAACGCAAUCAUGUACUACUCCUCGUCGAUGUUCACCGACGCCGGCUUCAGCCGCGAGAACGCCCUGCUCGUCAGCCUAGGCUGCGGCAUCACAAACUGGAUCUUCGCCGUGCCGGCAAUCUACACAAUCGACACCUUCGGCCGCCGCAACCUCCUCCUCACCACGUUCCCCUUCAUGGCCAUCUUCCUCUUCUGGUCGGGCUUCUCGUUCUACAUUGACGACGAGCAGACGAGGACCGGUAUGGUUGCGGCCGGUAUAUACCUCUACAUGAUCGUGUACUCGCCCGGCGAGGGCCCGGUGCCGUUUACGUACUCGGCUGAGGCAUUCCCCCUGUACAUCCGCGACGUCGGCAUGUCCUUCGCAACCGCGACAACGUGGGGCUUCAACUUCAUCGUCUCGCUGACGUGGCUGCCACUGCGCGACGCAUUCACGCCAACGGGUGCGUUCGGGUGGUAUGCGGCGUGGAACGUGUUUGGCUGGGUGACGGCGUACUUUUGUCUUCCCGAGACGAAGGCCCUGAGUUUGGAGGAGCUGGACCAGGUGUUCUCGGUCUCCACGAGGCAGCAUGCAAGGCACUAUGCGGAGAUGUUGCCGUGGUAUGCGAAGAAGUGGGUUCUGAGACGGGAUGUUGAGCCGCAGAGGCAGCUUUAUGAGUAUCAUUAG